Molecule: messenger RNA, 3670 nt
Organism: Lepus europaeus (European hare)
Lineage: Eukaryota; Metazoa; Chordata; Mammalia; Lagomorpha; Leporidae
Gene: ZNF526
Product: zinc finger protein 526
Exons: 2
Coding region: 871-2871 (666 amino acids)
Biological process (GO): negative regulation of transcription by RNA polymerase II; regulation of immune system process; regulation of cytokine production
Source: RefSeq, a predicted model, not a curated record
CGGGCCGGGCCCGGGAAGAGCGCGCCGGGCGUGCGGAGAGGGCAGAGGGAGAACGAGCCGGACACUCGGGGUCGGAGGAGCCCCGGGGCCUGUUCCAGGGCGGAGACAGUGCGGGGUGGACGGAUAGCGCCCUGGAGCGUGGUGUGCAAGACCCCGCGCUUGAGCCUGCUCCCUCGCCCGCAGCCCUGAAGGAGGGUCUCAGCUGAUGGGGAAUGAGGCUGGUAGGAGGAAAGGGUUGUGGAGCGGGAAAGUUGAACUUCCAGGCCCCCUGGCUGGUUCUUUCCUGGACAGACACCGAUCUACUGGACGAAAAGCCCCCCAGCCCUCUCCCCCCCAAGACUGGCGACGAGGAGGAGGGUCUCCCGGGUCAUCUACAGAGGCAUCUGUUGGGUACCCACUUCAUGCGAGCCUCGCUAGCUGGGGGAGUUCUCCGGAGCAGAGCUCGAACACGGAGAAACGGUUCUUGGGUCCCCGAGUCCCUGCUUGGCCGGAUGACUCUCGUGUGCGGGACCCUGGCAACUCAAAAAAAAAAAAAAAAAGUUAGCGAGGGAGGGCAUGGGAAGAGGUAGACGAGGGGAGUUUAGUUCCUGGACUUUCAGGGACUCGUUUAUCCAGGGAGAAUUGAUGGAGCACCCCCUGAAACCGGGGCCGUUUGUUAGGCCGCGUACUGUGGGAAGUUGCUGCCUCACGGGACGGUCGGGCAGGGGUGCCUGGCUGCCAUGGGCUGUGUGUAGGCACCAGAGGCCCGGGAGGCGUAAACGUCGGAUUCAGACUUCGGUGGUUAGAGGCUGGUGAGUAGAGGGCUGAGCAAAGGAACCCCUGCCCUUGGGUCCCUGGCGUGUCACAGGCUCCUGCCCCUCUCUGCAGGCCAUGGCAGAGGUGGCAGCCGAGGUGGCCGAGAUGCCAACACAGAUGUCGCCAGGGACGGUGGAGCUGUCGGCACUGAUGUCCGCAGAGCUGAUGGAGAUGACGCCCGGCGAGGCCCUCGCCUCGUCCCUCUUCCAGCACCACCAGUUCAUGUGCUCCGAGUGCGGCAGCCUCUACAACACGCUGCAGGAAGUCCUCUCUCACCAGGAGCAGCACGUGCUCGGCUCCGAGGAGGAGGCGCUGAGCACCCAGGAAGCUGGCCUGCAGCCCGAGCUGGUGCCCGACACCGAGGAGGGGCCUUUCCAGUGUGGCGAGUGCAGCCAGCUCAUCCUCUCCCCCGGCGAGCUCCUGGCCCACCAGGAUGCCCACCUCCGGGAAUCUGCGAGCCAGAUCCAGUACCAGUGCGGGGACUGCCAGGAGCUGUUUCCCUCACCUGAGCUGUGGGUGGCGCAUCGCAAGGCUCAGCACCUUUCUACGACAGCAGUAGAGCCACCGGUGCCACCUCCUCUGUCUCCCUCCACCCCACCGCCGCCACCCCCUCCACCACCCGAAGUCAAGAUGGAGCCCUACGAGUGCCCUGAGUGUGCCGCCCUCUGUGCCACACCGGAAGAGUUCUUGGAGCAUCAGGGCACCCACUUCGACUCCUUGGAGAAGGAAGAGCGCAACGGCUUGGAGGAGGAGGAGGAGGAGGAGGAAGAUGAGGAAGAUGAUGAUGAGGAGGAGACAGAGGGGGAGGAGGGAGCAGGGGCAGAGGUCACCGAUGAUGCCUUGGGAGGUGACAGGUCCACAGCUGGCCAGGCCCAGGGCUGUGGGGAUUGUCCCCAACGCUGUACCUCAUCAGGGGCACGCCGGAGACUCCGACGGGCAUCUCGUGGCCCAGCAUCAGCCUCCCACCCCUACCACUGCAGCCAGUGCCAGCGCAGCUUCAGCUCAGCUAACCGGCUGCUGGCUCACGGGCGGGCCCACGUAGGCGGCACACACGAGUGUUCGACCUGCUCCAAGGUCUUCAAGAAGGCGGCCUCACUGGAGCAGCACCUGCGGCUGCACCGCGGCGAAGCCCGCUACCUGUGCGUGGACUGCGGCCGCGGCUUCAGCACAGAGCUCACGCUGGUGGCGCACCGGCGGGCCCACACUGCCAACCCAUUGCACCGCUGUCGCUGUGGCAAGACAUUCAGCAACAUGACCAAGUUCCUCUACCACCGGCGCACUCACGCUGGCAAAAGCGGGGCUCCCCCCAGCACUGCAACAGCCUCCCCAGCUCCCGCUGAGCCCACCCCGCCUCCACCGCCCCCAGCCCCAGCCCCGCCAGCCCAGCUGCCUUGUCCACAGUGUUCCAAGUCCUUUGCCUCAGCCUCUCGCCUCUCCCGGCACCGGCGUACGGUACAUGGGCCCCCCGAGCGGCGGCACCGCUGUGGCAUCUGCGGCAAGGGCUUCAAGAAGCUGGUGCACGUGCGCAACCACCUGCGGACCCACACAGGCGAGAGGCCCUUCCAGUGCCACUCGUGUGGCAAGACCUUCGCUUCUCUGGCCAACCUCAGCCGGCACCAGCUGACCCACACAGGUGUGCGGCCCUACCAGUGCCUGGACUGCGGCAAGCGCUUCACACAGAGCUCGAACCUGCAGCAGCACCGGCGGCUGCACCUGCGGCCAGUCGCCUUCGCCCGUGCUCCCCGCCUCCCCAUCACCGGUCUCUACAACAAGAGCCCCUACUACUGCGGUACCUGCGGCCGCUGGUUCCGAGCCAUGGCGGGCCUGCGCCUGCACCAGCGGGUGCAUGCCCGAGCACGGAUGGCCGCACUGCAGCCUCCCCGGUCACCACCUCCCGCCCCGACGCCGCCGCCCGAGCCCCAGCAGACCAUCAUGUGCACGGAGCUGGGGGAGACCAUCGCCAUCAUUGAGACCUCCCAGCCGCUGGCACUGGAGGACACGCUGCAGCUGUGCCAGGCUGCGCUGGGGGCCAGUGAAGCCAGCGGGCUGUUGCAGCUGGACGCGGCCUUCGUGUGACCACCGAGGGGCAGCAGCAAAAGGACUGGGUUGUAGCAGCGAGGGUGGGGGCCUCUGGUGAGAAAGAGACCACCCCUCUGGCAAGCCAGUGUGGCGCCGACUGUGUGACAGGUUCUGCUCUGGCCUCUGUCCCCACUGGCUCCUCAGAGUGGCCCUGGCUGAGGGGAAAGUGAAGCUGUAAGAGGCGGGGCGAGGCGAGGCGAUGGCCCCGGGCCACCAUGCGGCGUGGCAAAGGUGCGGCUUGCCAAGGCUCUUUUGCACUGCAUCCCCCUGGUGUCCUACAACGUGAGGUAUCCUUUAGCGAGCACCGGCCGUGUGCCAGGUCUGCUGGAGACACUCCUGUACCUCUUCCGACGCUCUGCUUGUCCCCCAGCCCCGGCCUCCCCUGGACUUCAGGCCCCCAGGACGUGGCACUGUCUGGGACUCCUUCCUCUCAAGUUUGACAAGGCAGAGGGAAAUCUGUCCUCACUCAGGCACUCAGCCCCGGACUGUGUGAUGCUGGAGACCCAGGGAUGACCGAGCCUGGAGCUCUGCCCCUGGAGGCGUGCGGCGCCCGGUGGGAGCAGCACCCACAAGUACAGAUGGCUUGCUCUCUGCGUGUGUCUCAUUCAUUCACUCAGACCCCGAGUCCUGAGGCGUUCCUGCCACGUGCCGGGCGGUGCUGGGGCAGACCCUGAGGCCCAAGGAUUCUCAAGGCUGUGAUGGGGAUGGGCAGGGUCAGUGGUGGUGCCUGAGGAGGAAUCAAACCUCCCUGGCGGAGACGGGUGGGACUUCCUAGUGGAAGAGGGAGAGAAUGUGC